Seriola dumerili (greater amberjack) is the source of this 3635-nucleotide messenger RNA. RefSeq names its product transmembrane protein 132C. The transcript has 9 exons. The coding region runs from base 1 to 3213 and encodes 1070 amino acids. NCBI's taxonomy places the organism in Eukaryota, Metazoa, Chordata, Actinopteri, Carangiformes, Carangidae. The record is from RefSeq and is a predicted model, not a curated record.
AUGUAUGUAGCCGACUGUCGAGUCUUAGAGGGCUUGCAGAGAUAUUCCUCCAUCCCCACAUACCUGCCUGUCAACUAUCAGCUGCUCAACGCUGACUUGGCGUUCUUCCUGAAGGAAGCCAAUCAGGAUUUCAUGAGGAACUCUAGCCUGAUGUCGCGGACUGAGCCCUUCUUCAUCUACCAGGCUAGAAGUUUGCCCAUGGUGAAUGGUAGCUAUGGACCUCUCUCUGUGGAGCAGCCUGUCCCUUUAGAGCUCCUACAGAGCCCAGGGACUUUCCCUGCCUCUUCUGUUUUUACCUUCAACUGGAAAGUGCAGACUUUUAUCAUGAAUACCAGGAUUCACCUGGCCAAGCCCAAAGUCCAGGUUCUGUUCUAUAUCGCAGGCCGGGACUGGGACGACUACAGCGCCAUCGACAAGCUGCCCUGCGUGCACAUGUUUGCUUUCCAUGAGACCCAGGAGGUGCGUGGCACUUGCCAGCUGAAAGGGGAGCUGGGGCUGUGUGUGGCCGAGCUGGAGCCACUGGCGGGCUGGUUCAGCCCGCCCAGCGUGGUGCCAGGACGCCAGAGGAACCUGGAAGUGUCUGAGGGCACCCCGGUGGAGCUCUACUACAUGCUGCAGUCCACAGAAGCAGGAGAGUGCCACUCAGAGGAGGCCAGGAAGGACAGCUUCAUCCGCUCGAGCCAGGAAGGGCUGUUUGGUUCCUUCACCUCCACGCCGCUCAGGAGGAUCGGUGGUGUGAGGCUCUACCAGAACCCCAACCCUCCUCCUCUCGCUGAACACAGGCUGGAUAAUAACUUCAUGGUCAUGGUUCCAGCUACACCCAUGCGACAGAGGGAAACCGUCUCUGCUUUUAUCACGGUUUCAGCCUACUCCCCCGUGGAGAUGUUUACUCUCAGGGUUAAGUUGAAAGAAGGAGUGACGUUUCUUGGGGCUCGUCCAAGCAACCCAACUCAGUGGAUAGUUAGCCAGGAUGUCAGGAGUGAAGGCCACCGGGUGGUGACUCUGCACUGUCGCAGGAAGGAGUCCAGUUAUGAUCAGUCUGAGAUGGGAGUUCAGAGGGUGCUCCAGGUGGAUCUGAAAAUGGAAAGCUUCCCAGAGCCGCUGGGCAGCCGCUGGAUGGCCUGGCAGGUGGAGUACCCAGCCAGUCGUGCCGCCACACAAGAGGCCGAGACGGAGAUCCUGCUGGCGCAGGAGGACCUUGCAGGCAUCGUGCCCCUGGCCAUGGACUCUGAGAUUUUGAACACCGCUGUGCUGACUGGGAAGACAGUGGCUCUCCCAGUAAAGGUGGUGACCAUUGGAAUAGACGCCUCUGUUACUGACGUCUCUGAAGCAGUCAAGUGUCGCUCUACAGAUGAAGAUGUGGUCAAGGUGUCAGACAGGUGUGACUACGUUUUUGUGAAUGGCAAGGAGAUGAAGGGCAAGGUGAAGAUGAUGGUGAACUUCACCUACGGAUACCUGAGUGCUCAGCUGGAGCUCAACGUGUGGAUCCCUCGACUCCCCCUCCAGAUUGAGGUGUCAGACACGGAGCUCAGCCAGAUCAAAGGGUGGAGGGUACCCAUCAUGGCUCCCAGUCAGAGGUCUACACGGGACAGCGAGGAUGAGGACGAUGAAGACAGACGAGGACGAAGCUGCACUCUGCAGUACCAGCACGCCAUGGUUAGAGUCCUGACCCAUUUUGUAGCAGAGUCAGCUGAUUCUCGAGGCCAGACGAGCUUCAUGCUCGGCACCGACUGGCAGGUGGACAUCACAGAGCUGGUGUGGGACUUCCUGAAGGUAGAGGACCCCCAGAUUGCACAGCUGCUGGACAGGAGGAUACUGGUGGGACUCGAUAUGGGGAUGACCACUAUCCAGGUGUUGUCUCCUUUGUCCGACUCAAUCCUGGCAGAGAAGACUGUCACAGUGGUGGAUGACAAAGUCACCAUCACAGAGUUGGGGGUCCAGCUGGUGACGGGGCUCUCCAUGAGCCUGCAGCUCAGUCCAGGAAGCAACAGAGCCAUCCUGGCUACCACGACCACACAGGAGGUUCUGCAGAGCCCGAAGCAGGAGGCCUUGAUCAGCGCCUGGCUACAGUUCAGCGACGGCUCUGUGGCUCCUCUAGACCUGUAUAAUCCGGACUUUUUUGUCCUGACAGCCACCUCCCUAGAUGAGGAAGUAGUGACAGUGCAGCAAGACCCCUCGUGGAAAUGGCCUGUCAUUGUGACUGAGGCGGAGGGCCAAGGCCUGCUGGUCAGGGUGGAGAUGACUGUUUGUGAGGUCUGCCAGAAGUUCAAGCGCCGCAGCAUCCUGGCAGCGGGGAACUGUAACAUCAGGGUGAAGUUUGGUCAUAGUGACAGCUCAAGGGGUGGGAGCAGCGACUACGGCCCCGAUGGAGACGAUAUGGAGAACAGAGGCAGGCUCUCCCCCUCCCAGGACAGGACCGGACUUAACACCCACUACUAUGGUAGCUCCAUCUCUGACAUGGAGGACGGGGUGUUGAGGAGAGCCACCACCACUAGAAGCGCAAUAAUGCGCCGACCCAAUGGGGAUAAACUGUCAAACGAUGGUAGCCAGAACAUGCCAAUUGACUUUGCUGACUUCCCCGCACAAGUGGACCUGCCACGUGGCCGCAACAUGGACGAUGACCUCAUUCAGUCUGCUCGCGGGCUCACAGACCUGGAGAUCGGCAUGUACGCCCUACUGGGGGUCUUCUGCCUUGCCAUUCUGGUCUUUCUCAUCAACUGCAUCUCCUAUACCCUGAAAUACCGCCACAAGGAGCUCUCCAUUGAGGGCCAGGAGAACAUGAACCACGCCCACGAUUGGGUGUGGCUGGGGAACGAAGCGGAGCUGCUGGAGAGCCAAAUCAGCCUGUCGCCGCAGCAGGAGGAACAGACCUCCAUGAUGGACUCUAGCAGCGGCCUCGAGGAGGGCAGCCAUUUGCUGAACGGAGGCUCGGCCCAGAAGAACGUCCAGGGCCAAGUGCACCGGACGGCAGACACGGGCUGCAUAGCCAAGGACAGCAAAGGAGACUCACCCACCACUAAGAGGAAGCGCGUCAAGUUCACAACGUUCACCACCAUCCCCUCGGACAAUAGCUACCCCACUGUUAACACACUGACUGGAUGCCGCAGCCAGGACAUUAAGUGGGUGUGCCAAGACGUGGAGCUGGGAGACUCCAAGGAGUUACGUAAUUACAUGGAAAGGUUAAAUGACAGUGCUUUAAAAGAGGUGGCAUAAUGUACUGUGUGCACUUGUAACAAACUCACCCUUAUGCCUUUCAGAGGAAAGUGGUCUGGACAGAAACCCGGACCCAUAAGUAGGUGAAAGAGGAGGAAAGUUACUUCAGAAUCACCCCAAACUGCCAAAGGGUCAUUAAACUUAAGAGAACUGUCAUGAUUCCACAAGUGACUGAUGAUGAAUCACUAACUAAAAAUAUGUCAAUGAAUGAGGGCGUCAGGUGAUUCUUUUUUUUGUCCAUUUGCUGAUCAGAUGAUUACCUUUUUAUCAUCAUUUUAUUACUACAGGGUUUAGAUAGAAUUCAAGUAAUGAUCCCGGGACUCACCUGCAGCAACUACGACCUGUGAUAUUCAGACGACAUGUAGAUUUUAAAAAAGAACAGUAACAUAAGUAGAUAGAUGUUCCGAAUGUGUGUGCACAUU